AUGCCUUCUGAUGAGGCAAUGGACAAUUCUCAGGGGAUAGAAGAUUCCCAUUCUAUGGCUAAACGGCCUAUUGAUAUUGAGAGCGUGAAGCGCAAGAAGUUCAAGACCGAUGACCUUCCUUUGUCUGCCGCGCAACAUGCAGUCAUUGACAAACUCCUACAUUCAUUCAAGAAGAAGGGUGGCUUUGAUAGUGUUCGUAAACAAAUAUGGGCUGACUUCAACGAAGGAGAACUUCGAACCGACUUUACCAACAAGUUGGUCGCACUUGCAGAGUCAGAGAUCGAUCGCGAGCCAGCGCUGCUAUCCCGCGAAAGAGGAAAAGCAGCGACACUCAUUGAGGGCGCGGUGGACCGUGGUGAUGUCUACAAGAGCGUGGAGGACUCCAUCGACCAAUUAGCAUCCAAACACCUGAAUUUUAUCCUCGAAUCUGUUCGUGAGAUCCGAUGCCAGGACGUUGGAGAGGAAGUGGCCGCUCGUGAACUCGAGCUAGGAAACAAAACCGAUGCAGAUUAUGAAGCCUACGUCAGCGCCCAGCGGAAGGAGCGGGAAAAAGUGUGGCGCGAGGAGGAGCGCAAACAGAGGGAGAUUGAGGAAGAGGAAAAACGCAUCAGGGACGAAGAACGCAAGAAGAAACGUGAACUUGAACGACAAAAAGACGAGGAAGAGCGGGCCCGAAGAAAGGAAAUUGAUGAACAGAGGCGAGCUGAUCGUGAACGCCAACGCGAAGAGCAGCGAAUUCUCGAUGAGCAACGAGAACGAGAGCGGGAUGAAAGAUAUGAGCGACGAAGGCGAGAAGAUAGGGAGAGAUAUCGAGGCUGGGACCGCGACCACAGUCGAACUCGAGAUAGAGACCGUCUCCGUGAUCGCUCUCCGGCCUAUCGCUCUGACCGUGGCUUAUCCCCUUGGCCCCGGGAUUCAAAACAUGACAAGCCAUCUACGUCGAAUGCUCCCACUCCUGUGCUAGCCCCUCUCGUGGAUGAGAAGUCACUUGAGGAGGCUGCUUUGCAAAUGUUAUUGAAAGAAGGCGAAGAACUUGCAGCCAAGGCUCGACAGAAGCCUGAGUUUGACUUUGAAGAAGCCGAAGCUAUUGAAAAUGGACUGAAACCGCCAGUAUCAACGUUGGGGCCGGCCAAGAGCGCCAAUGAUUCUAGGUUCUCCAAUACCUCUACUAGAGCAGCCAGUCUAUCCCGAGAUGCUGACGUGAGGCGUGGUUCUCUUGUUGACCGGGGUGAUCGGUCCCGACAUUUGACUCGGGAUCGAAGUUGUAGUCUCUCGCGUCGACGGCGCACGUCCCGUUAUGACGCAGAUCGUCGACGUGAACGGUCCCGGGAUACUUCUGUGAGGUCUCGAGACCGUGAUAUGGAUGCGCGCCGUGGCUACCGCGACUUCCGGGAUGACCGAGGUGGUGGAAGCUACCGACCAAGCCGUCGCAGCCGCAGUCGAUCAGCCGGCCGGCGUGACCGGGACCGCAGUGUUGGCCGCGAUAGAGAUAGAAUACGGGAUCGAUCGCGGUCGAAAGACCGUGACCGAGACCGCAGCCGCAACCGAGACCGAGAUCAUGACAAUUAUCGUCCUCGGCGCAGUCGGCCCUCUCGCUCACCCGUACGCCGACGUUCUCGCAGUCGCUCACGCUCGCGCCGUCGUGUUCGUGACCGAGGGCGGUCACGUUCUCGAUCUACUCGACGGCGCUCUCGGUCUCGGCGUCGCUCGCCUUCUCCCACUCUAGACAUCGAUCGCUACGUGCCCUCCACCAGCAACAGGAGCAAGUCACCCCGUCGCCGGGUCCGAUCUCCAGAGCGAGAGCGAGAACAGCGACCCCGGUUAGCUGACAUUGACCGUUACAAGCCUGUAUCUGAACGUGAUAAGGAUCUGACUCAAGCAAAAGAUGGAGAUAUUGAGGUUGGCACGGUAAAAGAAAAGGACAACGAAAAAGAAAAAGAGAAGGACGUGGAUGAUCGCCGACCUCGUCGACGAACCCCUAGUCGCCGAAGGAGUCGUAGCCGACGAAGAAGCCCAAGUCGACGAAGAAUUCCAAGUCGACGACGAAGCCCAAGUCGACGACGAAGCCCAAGUCGGCGACGAAGCCCAAGUCGACGACGAAGCCCAAGUCGACGACGAAGUCGCAGUCGCAGAAGGAACCGGAGCCGAUGA
This is a messenger RNA of Penicillium egyptiacum, 2151 nucleotides long. NCBI's taxonomy places the organism in Eukaryota, Fungi, Ascomycota, Eurotiomycetes, Eurotiales, Aspergillaceae. The record is from the annotation of a GenBank genome assembly.